This is a messenger RNA of Symbiodinium natans, 246 nucleotides long. NCBI's taxonomy places the organism in Eukaryota, Dinophyceae, Suessiales, Symbiodiniaceae. The record is from the annotation of a GenBank genome assembly.
AUGUGCCAAUCCUUGACCCUCCCAUGCUUGCCAGAAAAAGUCGACGUGCAACAUGUGGCCGUCAAACCCACGGAGAUCGGGAAGGACACCAAGCAAGCCUUUUUGGACUGGGUCGAGUCUUUGAGGCCGAAGACGGUGGUGGUGAAGCGCCCAAAGGAGCUUUAUGCCUUCGACCUGGGGGUGGAAGAGGGCGACGGGAAGGGCAUCAAGAAGGGCUCGGGACCAAAAGUCAGCAAGGGACUCUGA